GAGGAUGAGCAACAAGUGGCAGGUACAGUCUGUGGUUUUAAAACUGAGAAAUCGGCUUUGUGAAUUUGCUGUGAUUUCGAGAUGGCUGCAGCUGAUUUUGAUGCGGUGCUGGCCUCUUGGGGACCCGUAGAAGCAGAUUCGCCAGGAUACGGGGAAGCCGUGCUUGUUCGCCUGUUCACUGAUCAUCCAGAGUCCCAGAAACUGUUCCCCAAGUUCAAAAACCUCUCGCAGGGUGAGCUGUCAGGCAAUGCAGGUAUCAAGGCUCAUGGAAAUGUUGUCCUGUCCAAGCUGACUGCAUUGAUCAAACAGAAGGGUGAUCACGCUGCUCUCCUUAAGCCUCUGGCAGAAAGCCAUGCUCUGCAACACAAGAUUCCUCGGAAGAACUUUGAGAUUAUCUCAGAGGUCAUUGUCAAGGUGGUUGCAGAAAAGAACUCUGCUUUCAAUGCUGAUGCUCAAGCUGCCCUAAGGAGGGUGCUGAAGGUGGUGGUUGCUGACCUGGGCUGCUUCUACGAUGAACAUGGAUAUAAAGAGUAAAUCACCAUCAUAGACCCUAAGACUUUGAGUGUGACCCGUAGAACUGCACAUGUAUGAAGAUAUACAUUGCUUUCCUAAGGCUAUACUACAUACAUUAUGUAAUAGUGAGCAGACGGAUAUGUAAACAAAUUGUGAUAAGUCUGUCCUGCGAUUGAAUUGACCACUGGGCAACAGAAAUAAAAGUGUAAUCU
Molecule: messenger RNA, 725 nt
Organism: Erpetoichthys calabaricus (reedfish)
Lineage: Eukaryota; Metazoa; Chordata; Cladistia; Polypteriformes; Polypteridae
Product: myoglobin
Exons: 3
Coding region: 82-534 (150 amino acids)
Biological process (GO): oxygen transport
Cellular component (GO): extracellular exosome
Molecular function (GO): heme binding; oxygen binding
Source: RefSeq, a predicted model, not a curated record